AUGACAGCGGCUACGGCAACUCCGCAGCAGAUGAGAGACCGGCUGAUGCAGGCCAUCGAUGGCCAAAGCAAUGUGAGUUAACGUAAUGUUUCAACCAAUUUUAAGUGCCUGUUCCCACAAUUGCAAUGGUUCCCUAUUGUGAAGUUUUAUGACAAACGUCGACAUCUAACGUUAGCUAACUACAGUAGCUAGCUAGUUAACGUUAUCUGAGCCAGUGUGGUAGCCUGCUAGCUGACGCGCGUUAGUUAGCUGGAAGCCUGCUAGCUAAAUCUAAGAGUUUGUUAGAUGAGCUAAGUAAAUACUAGUUACUAAGAUAGUUAAUUAGCUGUGUAGUAGGUAGUUAGCUAAACACACUGGACUCUGGACUGUCCCCCAGCAUCUUGAUAGCCUCGUAUAAACAAUACCGCUGUGUUGCUAGCGAACUAUUCGUGUAAGCUCGCGAGAUCAGGCGGCUUGCAAGGCUAGCAUGUUGACAUAUUCGGUUCUCAACCAAUAGUAUAAAUCAAUCAAUGUUCUCAACCGUUAUUAUAAUUCAGUGUUUUCAACCUGUCUCAGUUAUGCUAUUAAAACUAACUAGCUGCCUACCUGUCAUUUAGCACAGCUAGCUAGUUCGUUUUGACAUUCGAAGCUUAAUGUUAGCUAACUAGAAAGCAAGCUAACUACACUGAACAAAAAUAUAAACACAACAUGUAAAGUGUUGGUCCCAUGUUUCAUGAGCUGAAAUAAAAGAUCCCAGAAAUGUUCCAUACCCACAAAAAGCUUAUUUCUCUCAAAUGUUGUGCACAAAUUUGUUUACAUCCCUGUUAGUGAGCAUUUCACCUUUGCCAAGAUAAUCCAUCCAUCUGACAGGUGUGGCAUAUCAAGAAGCUGAUUAAACAGCUUGAUCAUUACACAGGUGCAACUUGUGCUAGGGACAUUAAAAGGGCAUUUUAAAAUGUGCAGUUUUGUCACACAGCACAAUGCCACAGAUGUCUCAAGUUUUGAGGGAGCAUGCAAUUGGCAUGCUGACUGCAGGAAUGUCCACCAGAACUGUUGCCAGAGAAUUGAAUGUUCAUUUUUAUACCAUAAGCCGCCUCUAACGUCAUUUUAGAGAAUGUGACAGUACGUCCAACUGGCCUCACAACCGCAGACCACGUGUAUGGCGCCGUGUGGGAGAGCGGUUUGCUUAUGUCAAUGUUGUGAAGACCGUGCCCAUGGUGGGGUUAUGGUAUGGGCAGGCAGGCAUAAGCUACGGACAACGAACACAAUUGCAUUUUAUCGAUGACAAUUUGAAUGCUCAAAAAUACCAUGACGAGAUCCUGAGGCCCAUUGUGAGGCCCAUUUUUUUUUUUUUAUGGUAUCUGUGACCAACUGAUGCAUAUCUGUAUUCCCAGUCAUGUGAAAUCCAUAGAUUAGGGCUUAAUGAAUUUAUUUCAAUUGACUGAUUUCCUCAAAUGAACUUUAACUCAGUAAAAUCAAUGAAAUUGUUGCAUGUUGCGUUUCUUUUUGUUCAGUAUAGUUAGAUGUUGGGAACAGUACUGUUGCUUAAGUUGCCACUUAACUGGAGUUUAGUCCGCUACCCUUUUACUGACUUAAGUUAGGACCAAGCAGACUGGUGAGUGUGGACAUCCAGCUAGUGCUGCUUACUAGGCACUGCAGCUAGCUAACCAGCUAACUAAGUAGAAGAAUGACCUGACCUUAACCUAGCACCAACGUCAGCAAUGCCUUUGGUAAUCACAUAUAAUGUAGACCCAUGGGGCGGUGCACAAUUGGCCCAGCGUCGUCCAGAGUAGGGGAGGGAAUGGCCAGCAGGGAUGUAGCUCAGUUGGUAGAGCAUGGCGUUUGCAACGCCAGGGUUGUGGGUUCGAUUCCCAUGGGGGGCCAGUAUGAAAAAAAUUAAAUAAUGUAUGCACUCACUAACUGUAAGUCGCUCUGGAUAAGAGUGUCUGCUAAAUGACUAAAAUGUAAAUGUUAAUGUAAUUAGCUACCUGUAGCAUUCACACCUACAGUCACAGUGAUUAGGCCUAUUACCCAGUAAAGAGAAUUUGACAGACAGACAAGAAUGUUUAAAUUGAAAGGGCACAAAACACAUAUUCAGCACAGCCAGACUUGGAUCAGUUUGUAUUGUAGGCUUAGUAUGGGUGCCAUCAGUCACAAAGGCCCAACUACUUGUAUGUUCAUUAUGUGAUUAACGAAGUGUUCUCAUGAAAGAAAUGGCUGAGGCAACCAAAAGUGUUGUUUAAGUGACAACACAUUACAAGGCUGCUUGCCAAGUCUGUUGGUCAAGACUUGUUGCCUACGGUCUGUAGCCUACCUGUCAUCAUAGGCAUUAGUGCUGAGCAAUUUAGUGCUUUUUGAAGUCGGUUCGAUUAAAAAAUAUAUAUCACGUAUUUCUGUUUAACAUUAUUUUGUACAUGCAUUAUGAAAUAAUAACAUUAAAUGAUAAGAGCUUUUUAAUGUAAAUUCCAAAGCCAAAAAUAGUGAAAAUGAAAAUAUUGCAUUGUCUAUGUCAGGUCUACAUAGAAAAAUAGGAAAUUACUAUGAAAUAAUAAAAUAUUUCAGUUGUGUAUAUUACUUCGUUUUAUUUGAUUUUAUUAUUUUUCAUUCCUUAAAGUAAUCUCUUCUCGGCUCAGGCAGUAGCAGCCAGCCAGCCAGACAACCAUACUGUACUGUCUAAGUACUGUAUGCUGCAGAGAUGUCAGACCAUAAUUUUACUAGUUUUUCAAAGUAGAUAAGGCAUACUUUCACCAGUUGUGUAAAGUACUACUUAAGUAGUUUUUUGGGGUAUCUGUACUUUACUUUACUAUUUAUAUUUUUGACAAUUUUUACUUCACUACAUUCCUAAAGAAAAUAAUGUACUUUUUACUCCAUACAUUUUCCCUGACACCCAAAAGUACUUGUUACAUUUUGAAUGCUUAGCGGGACAGGAAAAUGGUCCAAUUCACACACUUAUUAAGAGAACAUCUCUACUGCCUCUGAUCUGGCGGACUCACUAAACAUAAAUGCUUCAUUUGUAAAUUAUGCCUGAGUGUUGGAGCGUGUCCCUGGCUAUCCAUAAUUUAAAAAACACAUUGUGCUGUCAGGUGUGCUUAAUAUAAGGAAUUUGAAAUCAUUUAUACUUUUACUUUUGAUACUUAAGUAUAUUUAAAACCAAAUACUUUUAGAUUUUUACUCAAGUAGUAUUUUACUGGGUGAAUUUUACUUGAGUUAUUUUCUAUUAAGUUAACUUUACAUUUACUCAAGUAUGAUAAUUGGGUACUUUUUCCACAACUGACUUUCACGAACUGUCUCUAUCCCUCUCUCGUCGUAGUGUUGUGUACAUUCCGCUCUCAUGCGGCGGUGUUUGCGGUCUGUGUGUAUCUUACCUAACGGAGCAGGCGUAAAAGUGUAUUUACUUUGAGCCGGAAAAGAACAGCCGCAAUGGAUUAUUGCCAUUGUAGUUAAUUACCACGUUUGUGCGCUGAACUAGGUUGAAUAUUUGCUUAUGGAAAACUACAACUCCCAUCAGCCCAGCGUCUCAUAUCUUGACUUUAAUUUUUCUCGUGAACGAGAAACGGGGUCAUGGCUAGAAGGGAUUCCAGCUUUUGUCAAAUUAACGUCAUAUUUUACUUUUCGCAGCAGGUUAGAAUAAUUAGGUCAAGGUUAGGAAAAGGUUUAGGGUUAGCUCAAAUACAAACACUUCAAUUUUUGACGUUACUUUGACAAAAUACAAACAUUUCAAAUUUUGACGUUACUUUGACAAAAGCUGGAGUCUUUCUAGCCAUAUCUGAGAAACGGCGUGAGCAAAAAACGAACUAAAUGGAAUUGAAGUUAUUGAACCAUUGUUGGUCAAUUAUUUGUUUCAGUGCUCCUGGUCUAAGCGCAGUGGUCUAAGGCACUGCAUCGCAGUGCUAACUGUGCCACUAGGAGAGCUAACUGUGGAGAGCUAACUGUGCUCUCCUGGUUCGAAUCCAGGCUCUGUCGCAGCCGGCCGCGACCGGGAGACUCAUGGGCGGCGCACAAUUGGCCCAGCGUCGUCCAGGGUAUUAUUAUUAUUAUUAUUUUUAUUUUUAUUUGUUCACCUUUAUUUAACCAGGUAAGCCAGUUGAGAACAGGUUCUCAUUUACAACUGCGACCUGGCCAAGAUAAAGCAAAGCAGUGCAAUAAAAACAACACAGAGUUACAUAUGGGGUAAAGAACAUAAAGUCAAAAAUACAACAGAAAAUAUAUAUACAGUGUGUGCAAAUGUAGCAAGUUAUGGAGGUAAGGCAAUAAAUAGGCUAUAGUGCAAAAUAAUUACAAUAGUAUUAACACUGGAAUGCUAGAUGUGCAAGAGAUUAUAUGCAAAUAGAGAUACUGGGGUGCAAAAGAGCAAAAUAAAUAACAAUAUAGGGAUGAGGUAGUUGGGUGGGCUAAUUUCAGAUGGGCUGUGUACAGGUGCAGUGAUCGGUAAGGUGCUCUGACAACUGAUGCUUAAAGUUAUUGAGGGAGAUAAGAGUCUCCAGCUUCAGAGAUUUUUGCAAUUCGUUCCAGUCAUUGGCAGCAGAGAACUGGAAGGAAUGGCGGCCAAAGGAGGUGUUGGCUUUGGGAAUGACCAGUGAGAUAUACCUGCUGGAGCGCAGACUACGGGUGGGUGCUGCUAUGGUGACCAAUGAGCUAAGCUAAGGCAGGGAUUUGCCUAGCAGUGAUUUAUAGAUGGCCUGGAGCCAGUGGGUUUGACGACGAACAUGUAGUGAGGACCAGCCAACAAGAGCGUACAGGUCACAGUGGUGGGUAGUGUAUGGGGCUUUGGAGACAAAACGGAUGGCACUGUGAUAGACUACAUCCAAUUUGCUGAGUAGAGUGUUGGAGGCUAUUUUGUAAAUGACAUCGCCGAAGUCAAGGAUCGGUAGGAUAGUCAGUUUUACGAGGGCAUGUUUGGCAGCAUGAGUGAAGGAGGCUUUGUUGCGAAAUAGGAAGCCGAUUCUAGAUUUAACUUUGGAUUGGAGAUUCUUUAUGUGAGUCUGGAAGUUGAGUUUACAGUCUAACCAGACACCUAGGUAUUUGUAGUUGUCCACAUACUCUAGGUCAGACCCGUCGAGAGUGGUGAUUCUAGUCGGGUGGGCGGGUGCCAGCAGCGUUCGAUUGAAAAGCAUGCAUUUAGUUUUACUAGUGUUUAAGAGCAGUUGGAGGCUACUGAAGGAGUGUUGUAUGGCAUUGAAGCUCGUUUGGAGGUUUGUUAACAGUGUCCAAUGAAGGGCCAGAUGUAUACAAAAUGGUGUCAUCUGCGUAGAGGUGGAUCUGAGAGUCACCAGCAGCAAGAGCGACAUCAUUGAUAUACACGGAGAAAAGUGUCGGCCCAAGAAUUGAACCCUGUGGCACCCCCAUAGAGACUGCCAUAGGUCCAGACAACAGGCCCUCCGAUUUGACACACUGAACUCUAUCUGAGAAGUAGUUGGUGAACCAGGCGAGGCAGUCAUUUGAGAAACCAAGGCUAUUUAGUCUGCCAAUAAGAAUGCGGUGGUUGACAGAGUCGAAAGCCUUGGCCAGGUCGAUGAAGACGGCUGCACAGUACUGUCUAUUAUCAAUCGCGGUUAUAAUAUCGUUUAGGACCUUGAGCGUGGCUGAAGUGCACCCAUGACCAGCUCGGAAACCGGAUUGCAUAGCGGAGAAGGUACGGUGGUAUUCGAAAUGGUCGGUGAUCUGUUUGUUAACUUGGCUUUCAAAUACUUUCGAAAGGCAGGGCAGGAUGGAUAUAGGUCUGUAGCAGUUUGGAUCUAGAGUGUCACCCCCUUUGAAGAGGGGGAUGACCGCGGCAGCUUUCCAAUCUCUGGGGAUCUCAGACGUUAUGAAAGAGAGGUUGAACAGACUAGUAAUAGGGGUUGCGACAAUUUCGGCGGCUAGUUUUAGAAAGAAAGGGUCCAGAUUGUCUAGCCCAGCUGAUUUGUAGGGGUCCAGAUUUUGCAGCGCUUUCAAAACAUCAGCUGUCUGAAUUUGUGUGAAGGAGAAGCGGGGGGGGGGGCAUGGGCAAGUUGCAGCAGAGGGUGCAGAGUUGGUGGCCGGGGUAGUGGUAGCCAGAUGGAAAGCAUGGCCAGCUGUAGCAAAAUGCUUGUUGAAAUUCUCGAUUAUUGUAGAUUUAUCAGUGGUGAUAGUGUUUCCUAGCCUCAGUGCAGUGGGCAGCUGGGAGGAAGUGCUCUUAUUCUCCAUGGACUUUACAGUGUCCCAAAACUUUUUGGAGUUAGUGCUACAGGAUGCAAAUUUCUGUUUGAAAAAGUUAGCCUUUGCUUUCCUGACUGCUUGUGUAUAUUGGUUCCUAACUUCCCUGAAAAGUUGCAUAUCGCGGGGGCUAUUUGAUGCUAAUGCUGUACGCCACAGGAUGUUUUUGUGCUGGUCAAGGGCAGUCAAGUCUGAGGAGAACCAGGGGCUAUAUCGGUUCUUAGUUCUGUAUUUUUUGAAUGGGGCAUGUUUAUUUAAGAUUGAGAGGAAAUUACUUUUAAGGAACAACCAGGCAUCCUCUACUGACGGAAUGAGAUCUAUAUCCAUCCAGGAUACCUGGGCCAGGUCAAUUAGGAAGGCCUGCUCGCUAAAGUGUUUUAGGGAGCGUUUGACAGUGAUGAGGGGUGGUCGUUUGACCGCGGACCCGUUACGGACGCAGGCAGUAAGGCAGUGAUCGCUGAGAUCCUGGUUGAAGACAGCUGAGGUGUAUUUAGAGGGUAUGUUAGUCAGGAUGAUAUCUAUGAGGGUACCCAUGUUUACGGAUUUAGGGUUGUACCUGGUAGGUUCGUUGAUAAUUUGCGUGAGGUUGAGGGCAUCUAGUUUGGAUUGUAGGAUGGCUGGGGGAUUAAGCAUAUCCCAAUUUAGGUCACCAAACAGUACGAACUCUGAGGAUAAAUGGGGGGCAAUCAAUUCACAUAUGGUGUCCAGGGCACAGCUGGGGGCUGAGGGGGGUCUGUAGCAAGGGAAGGGAAUGGACGGGAAGGGAGGGAAUGGCCGGCAGGGAUGUAGCUCAGUUGAUAGGGCAUGGCGUUUGCAACGCCAGGGUUGUGGGUUUGAUUCCCACAGGGGGCCAGUAUAGAAAAAACAUGUAUUCACUAACUGUAAGUCGCUCUGGAUAAGAGCGUCUGCUAAAUGACUAAAAUGUAAAUGUAAUGAUAACCGAACCCCCCCCCCCCCCCCUAAAAUGUUGGUUAAUCACUCAGCACUAAUAGUCAUACACUGCUGAAAAUAACCUCUCUCUGCCAAGGCUUACAGCAUAAUAUUCAUUGAGCCAAUUCAGAGCACAGAUUUGAUCUGUUUUUAUUUUAUAUAUAUAUAUAUAUAUAUAUAUACUGAAAUGGUGUAUAAACACUUUUAGUUGAACUUGAACAGAUCUUGCACAAAACCCCCUUAUUGAUGAGCCAAGUUUUUUGAAAAUUAAUAAACCUAGCCAGUCAGAUUUAGUGGAUUGGGUAAGAUUCGCCUAAUAAUGCACCUUACUGGUAUGACUAGAAUGGCUAACAUUUGCAUGUAUAUUCUCAGUUUUGUCAUCUCAAACUGCUAUCGGUUUACAUCCCCGGUACAGGUGCACAUCUGAAAGUCCAUUCAAAUUUAGCUAUAUGCUGUUGUCGUCCACAUUUUGCAGGGGAAAUCGCUGUGGGGUGCUAAUCUGAAUAACAGCCGUUUGUAUUUGAUAAUCAACAAAAGUAAAUUCAUCAGUGAGAAUUCUGUUAUACAGAGAUGGCUACACCAUGGACAUCUUGAUAGGCUACUGACAGACUACUAUUUGCAUUGUACAAGUGGUUUUGGCUGUGUAGGCUAAUGUUUGGGGGGGGGGGGGGGUACAUCCAUACAUCCAUUGAUCUGAGGAACCGAUCCGUUAGGCAUCAUCUAUUUUUGUUCGUUUUUUUUAAGAAACUCAGUCCAGCUUUCAACAUACUCUUGAAAGUUGUAAUAGUAAAAUGCACAAGGUGCAAUUUCGAAAUUAGGUAGUGUAUCAUUAGUUUUCCUCUUGUCAUGUCAGUCGAGUACCCCCAACAGUACACAUUUUUAUUGUAACCCUGGACAAGCACACCUAAUUCAACUUGACAAAUAAUCAUCAAGCCCUCAAAGAGUUGAAUGAGGUGUGUUUGUCAAUGGCUACAACGAAACUGUGUACUGUUGGGGGUAAUCGAGGACCAGGGUGGGGAAACACUGCCUUAGAUGGCUAUUUAUAACUUAUCAGAAAUGUCCAGAUCAACAAAUCAAUCAACAAAUAUCCAAAUGUCUCAUCUGUCUUUGUAAAGAGUAAUUGAGGGUUUUCCUCUGGCCAUUUUAUGUCUUCCUUUAUUAGUUUAACAUGAUUUGAUGUUUACUUUCCAGCAGAUCUGCAACAUGGUGGCUGUAAUGGAGGUCAUUUCCUAUUUGGAGAAAUAUCCCAUCACCAAGGAAGCACUUGAGGUAGGUAACGCUAGGGGCAAAUAUGCAUAUGUGUCAGCUCUUGGAAAUAUAUGUUGUAAAGAUGGGGUUUGUACUAAAAAAACCUUCCUGUUCUUCCUCAAGGAAACCCGCCUUGGCAAGCUGAUCAAUGACGUAAGGAAAAAGACAAAGGAUGAGGAUCUCGCCAAGCGUGCAAAGAAGCUCCUGCGCACCUGGCAGAAGCUAAUUGAGCCUGGGCAGAGUGAGUCACUAUCCAAGGCGUAUAUGGGUCCGCCAGGCGCUGCCAACGGUGGUAUGCAUCCAUGCCGGACGGACGUCUCCCCUCCAGCUACCAUCCCACCUUCAGGUAAAAUGGUUCCGGAGCUCAAGAGUAGAAAUGACUUCAACAACCGUUACUCCCCCAAAGCGGAAAAGUCGGGCAACCGAAAACGCAAGGUGGAGCAGAGGGACAGACAUCACAUACCAGUGAAAAUCUCCAAAACAACCGCCUAUGAAAGAACACAAAACUCACAACUGCCAACAAAUGGAAUUGGGGCAAGCUCUGAGGCUUUUACGGACACAUUUGACCCUCAUGCACAUCUGAAAUCAGACAAGGAUGGUGCUGAGCAUCUUGACAUUGACAGGCUCAACAAAAUCCCUGUCAACGCCGUCAAACCUCACCCUAGCUCACCGGGACUCGCCAAACCUCCUAGCACUUCCGCAUUGCUCAAAACUGCUGUUUUGCAACAGCAGGGCAAAAUGGACCUGGCUGUCUCAGGAGGGGGGCCGCAUCAGCCCAAAAGCCCCCGCAGCAACUCGUAUAGUCCCAGAAGUACGAAACAGGACACAGUAGUUAAACUGUCUACGCCCAAAUCAACGACUCUACUGAGCCCUGCUCAGAGCCCCAGGGUUAUGGACAGCUCUAGACUGGUGCCCUCUCCUUUGCGUUCUCCACAGCUUUUAACAUCAUGUAUCCAGGGUUCCCUCACUGUUGGGCCUCUGCCUACAGAGUCCGCCCUUCAUUGGGACGGACCAUCAGACUUGGACCAACGUCUUCAGCAAAGUACCAGGAGACCCGACUCGCUGCACAACUCCAAAGCCUCGUCCCACAGUGAGGAGGUGAAGGCAGAGGGCGAUGGUGCUGUCUCUAGCACAGAGAGAAAGAGAAAGAAAUACAGGUCCAGAGACUAUACAGUGAACUUGGGUGGGCAGCCCACGGAAGAGACCACAAAGCCAUGUAGGUUAAAAGACCGUAGACUUACGUUUGACCCUGUAACAGGGCAGAUCAAACCCUCGACCCACAAAGAGUUUUACCCGGAACAGGAGGCUACAGUGGCUCCGGUCACACCAGAACUUCCUCGGACAGAACUGCUCAAGCAGAACCAAUGUGCACAGAAUACCCCUGUUACUCCAAGUCCCUUUCAACAGACCAACUGGAAAGAGCUGUCGAGGAAUGAAAUCAUCCAGUCCUACCUUAACCGUCAAAGCAAUGUGCUCACAUCGUCUGGGGCUCAAACCUCGGGGGCAAACUUUAUGUCUGAGUACUUGAAACAUGAGGAACAUCAUAUCAAAGAGGGCAGAAAAAAACACAUGCUGGUACCAAAUAUCCCUGAGACGGACUUACCAGGGGUGAGCCGAGAGGUCACAAACGAGGAUCUCAACAGAAUACACAAGGAGCACUGGCCUGGGGUGAACGGUUGCUAUGACACAAAGGACAACUGGUAUGAUUGGACGGAGUGCAUUUCCUUAGACUCACAUGGGGAUGAGAGCAAGCUGAACAUCCUGCCAUAUGUCUGCCUGGACUGA
Molecule: messenger RNA, 10116 nt
Organism: Coregonus sp. 'balchen'
Lineage: Eukaryota; Metazoa; Chordata; Actinopteri; Salmoniformes; Salmonidae
Source: the annotation of a GenBank genome assembly